This is a messenger RNA of Chionomys nivalis (European snow vole), 8011 nucleotides long. It is a transcript of the gene Itprid1, whose product is annotated as ITPR interacting domain containing 1. The record is from RefSeq and is a predicted model, not a curated record. NCBI's taxonomy places the organism in Eukaryota, Metazoa, Chordata, Mammalia, Rodentia, Cricetidae. The coding region runs from base 354 to 3356 and encodes 1000 amino acids. Gene Ontology annotation, molecular function: signaling receptor binding. The transcript has 15 exons.
AAUCACUGUGGGUUUUCAUCUUGAACUUGACAAUGACUUUUGGCAAGCAGAUCAUCCUUUUAAAUAGGAGCAGAUAGCAACCGGGGUCACUUUGGUCACCAGGAUUUUUCCAUCUUACUGGUGGUGAAGACAGGAAAACACAAAGUACCAAGACCUCCAUCCACAUUCUCAGAGAAACCACAGCAAGCUCCAAGCCUGCUUCUCUGCUGAUCUGCUGCAAACACAACGUUGAACCCAUCAUUGUGAACCUGUGACAAGCAAUGCCAAGUUAAUUUCCAGCCUGGUUGCCCAUAGUGGAGAAACUCUUCUGCCCAAAUCAGGAGGAAUUCUGCUUGGGUUGCAGAAUCUCCCUCAUGAUGAUGGAGAAGCUACAAAGUUCUGACACCCACAGAACUGGUCUGGACAAGAGCAAGAGAGAGAUCUUAAGGCAUACCAAGAGAGCAUGGGCACCUAUGGAUGGGCAUCCACUUUCUAGCUCUGAGGAGGAAAGCACAAUGAUCACCAUGCAUGUGCAAGAAAAUUCCAAGCAGGAAAGCAUCCAGCAGUGGCUGGACUCUGGAUACUUUGUCUCUGUAAAUGAAAACUUCCAGCAAGCCAUCAACCAUUCUGCUUCCUUGCACGAACAAGGGAUGGUUCAAAUGACCGUGAAAGACUACAUGAGAUCUCUGCACCAGUUCUCAGAGACGCCUACUCUGUCCAGAGGGACUAGUUUCAACUCGUGCUAUUCCACCACAGGUGUACCACAAAGCAUUCCUGAAUGGUUGAAAUUUUGGGAAAAAGACCCUGUGGAAAUUCUCUUGGAUCUGGGCUUUGGUGCUGAUGAGCCAGAUAUAUGCACACAAAUCCCAGCCAGAUUCCUUGGAUGCAGCUCAGCAGCCAGAGGAAUCAACAUCCGUGUUUUUCUUGAAGCACAGAGGCAGAGGAUGGACUUCGAGAAUCCUGACUUGUAUGGCAGGUUCCGACAGUUGGAAAUUCUGGAUCAUGUGACCAAUGCUUUCUCAUCUUUGCUGAAUGAUGUUAACACCACCCAGAGCCAAGAUGAAGAGAAAGUUGGAAGAGAGGGUGUGCAAAACCCCACAUCGAGUGGAGCUAAAGAGCACCGGAGAAGAAUGAGACAACUUUUAAAAAGAACUUCAAGACAGACCAUCAGGAGAGAUGUUAACUCAGCUCUGUCAGAAUCAUUCAAGAUGGAAGACGGGAUUUCUAGUCUGCCCACAAAGCCAUGGGAGUCUAGGCUGGGGCUACAAGUGGCUUCCACUAGCCAUGAUGGAAGUCAAGUGCUUUUUUCAACAGAACAUGGUUCUGCCCAAGUCUGCAAUGACUUGUCCCCUUGUCUCCCUCCACAUGAUCUUCUGGACAAGCAGAUGGCAAAACAGUCUCCUCAUACCAGAGUGCCUGAGGGGUCAGUCGGAAGGAAAAUUUGGAAGGAGAAAUGGAUUCCCAUGGACAAGUUCAAGAAUUUGUCUCACAUCGUGAGUAAAGGAGUGGACUCCUUUGAAAUGGAGGAGGUCCAAAGCUUUGACGAAGACACUGGCAACCCUCUUAACCUGAUUUCAGGAAUUGCAGGCUCCCGAGUGGACAGAACAAACAGCUGUCAGUCAGACAGCAGCGGAUUUUUGGAGGAGCUGCCAGAGCCCCAUCCCUUCCAGGUAUCUUCCUUGCCAGGAAACCAUAGUCCCACUGAGUGUAAAGGUAGCAAACCACGGGAUCAGAGUCAUGGGCCACCAUCAUGUCAUGAGUGUCAGCAAGAGUCCAGUGACUCUAAAUUCAAGAGCAUGGUGAGCUCAUCUUUUUCAAGUCAUGAUGGGAGUAUCUUGGAAAGAAAGGUCUCAGCAUCUGUGGAGGAGGAAGAGCUUCAACUUGAGGCCAUGGAAGGGCAACCAGAGAUAGUUAACCCAGACAUGACCCUCACCAAGACCAUGAUGGUGGGAGACUACCAGGAGAGUCUUGUUGGAACUGUAGUCACUUCUACAUGUGACAACACAAUGGGGAUCAUGGUGAAUCCUGUCACAGAAAAGGAAGAUAGGUAUCUGAGGCAUAAGGAUACUGGGAAAUUGCUGAUUCAAGGAUAUCACUUUGAAUCACCAAGGUCAUCUGGGAUGGAUCAGACUCCAGACAAUUUAUAUAAUGUGGACUCUGAGAUCCCAGGAACAGAGGACAGCAGCAAGGUCUGCCCUGACAGCAAGCAUAGUUCAGUGGUGCAAGAGAGGCUAACGCAGCCCUCUCAGCAGCACAGAGGAGCCAUGUCCUGGAGCGGUGACCUUGUUCGAAACUCUGAGACGUCAAUUCCCCACCUUGAUAAGCCACCUGGAGGUGCUCCCACUGACUCAAAUGCUGCCAGCUCUUGGUCUGUGACAACCCAGAUGUCCUACAAUCUGGUGUCAGCUGCUCAUAGUGUUUCAGAUUUGAGGACCUGCUACAAAGGAACAGCUUUGGAACACAGUCCCCGCGACCCUGUUAAUACCAUAGACCCGAGACUGCAGACAAAAGCAAAGCAGGUCAACGAUGUCGCUGUUCAGACUUGUGCAUAUGAAUGCAAGUCAAGUCCCUCAUAUAAGGCCUUAAAUCGUAGACACUGGCCCCUCACCAAAUCCAUCUCUUUGGACACAGGUUUUUCUAGCACCUCCCCCACAGACCUCUGCCACAUCAUACCUGCCCACUGUUGUGUCUACUGUCAUCACUGUCCCAACUGCCAGGGGAGAAGGCAAAGCCCUGGCCCAGAACCCUCUCUUUGCAGGCAUUUCCUGUACUCACAUGCAGAAGAUCCUGAAUCCCAGUUCAUGAAGACACUGAAGAUACUUCAGGACACUACUGUGAGGGACUUGUGUUCUUGCACAGUCUAUGAGAUGGAAACCAUGAAGAUGGUGUGCCAGAGUUUCCAGGAGCACUUAAAGGAAAUGGAGCAGCACUUCGUGGAACAGCAGGCACUCUUUCACAGGGACAUGUCAAAAGAGGAAAGAGAAGAGGCUGAGGACCUGAGGACUUUACGAGAGGCCCUGAGGCAGCAGGUUGCAGAGCUGGCAUUUCAGCUAGGAGACCGAGCCAGACAAAUCAAAGAAGGGAUCCUACUGUAUCUAGACGGACUCUCCGAGGAACUACCUGAACACUAUGCAAAUCUGCAACAGUGUAACUGGACAGAGGGAAGGCAUGGCCAGAGGUCAUGUGUUCAAACCCACACUGUGGCCCCUGAUUCUGUCCUUCCUGCCAGCUGUGGGCAGCAGACUCCCUGCUUGGGGGUGAUACAGCCAUUUGGUCUUGAUCACUCUGACCUUGAGAUCAGAGGUGGGAUGUCUCUACAGUCACCAGCUAUGACAGAGUCAGGUCCUGGUCGUUCAUCAAGCAGUUCUGGAGAGUAAACUUUGUUGUACCAGACAGAGUUUGAUGACCUUUGUACACGAUGGAAGCUCUCAGAGCAGCUCUAACCAGGGAAUCCAAAUCCUAUGUACCCAACCACUCUACGAUUAAAUUCAGAGCAUUUUAAUAUUCAAUGGUUACAUCAUAAGGAGUCAACCAGCAUGUGCCUGACUGGGGUAUGUUACAGUCACCGAGCAGCUUACGGCCUCUAUCCUGAUAGAUUAUAUGUCCUACCGGAAGACACAGAAUAUAAACACACAUAUGUAUCUAUAAUUAAACGUCAACAUUUUUAAAAAAUGGUCUCUACCCUAAUAGAACAUGUGUGUAUCUUAAUGAAGAAAGCCAAACACACACUUAAACUUAUAAUGAAAAAUCAAGAUAAAAAACAGUGUGACUUUAUUUUACGAAAGAUAAGUUUCUGAGUGUGCUCAGGUACCUGGAAGGCAUGUUCAGAGAUGUGAUAUCACUGAUGCUGGAGUCAGCUGUGAGCAAGACAGAAUGUCUGUGCAUCAAGAGUUGGAUAAAGUGAGAGAAACGAAACAACAAAUAAAUCCCAUUUCCACACGGACAGUUUGUGGAAGAGACACUCUGUGAGACGGGAGGAAAGUGCCCUGGGGACCUCAUCUGGGACAGCUAUUAGGAAAAGCUUGAAGGUAAGAAGCUGGGAGCCCUAGAGAGUUCAAACUCAAGAAACUGGCAAGCAGAAGGGCAUAAGGCUCAAGAGUUGGGGUGUAGAAAUGUCAUUUUGCCAACUGUCGUGGAUGAGAGUGAGGAUCUAAGUGAGGACCCUGAUUCCCUUCAGGUCAUGGUCAGGAAUCUAAGAGCAUGUAGUCUUUCAGGUGCAACAGAAAGUCUCCAUAAGUGGGAACCAUUGAUUUUAUAGCGUCCUAGCUACCUUUCAUAAUCACAAAAAGAUACCUCCAUGGAAACUACAGAGGAGAAGAGAGGCUGCUGGCUACAAGCCUAUUGCUUAUUGUUGUUCCUCACGUCAAAGACAAAAGUUGUGCAGUUGUUUUCAUCCGGCUUUGGGAACAGCAUGGCUCCUACUACAGGAAAACUGCAUCAAGGUGGCUACAAAAGCCAAACAAUGACAGGAGUGAGGAACAGAUGAAAAACGAGAGUCACAAACAGCAUCCUGGGCACCCUUGAGGGGAGCUUCCUGUUUGUGGGAGAGGUUGCAUGAGCAGAGGACACUUCCUAGCUAGGAACCUAAGACAAUAAUAGUCCUUUGGAAACCGUCCACUAGCCUGUUUCAUUCCUUAUUGUCCUGCUGUGGUUGCUAUGACUUCAGCGAGGCCCUGAUUCCUGCGGACCAUCCACUGUCUCCCCUACUGUAUCUGCCAGAAUGUGGACAUCUCUGUUCACACAUUUUCCUCAGCGUCCGUAUGCAUAACUCGGCCUCAGUGCCAACCCCUUCCAAAACGCCAGCUUUUCAUCUUCUUGCCACACACACUCAAAUGAAGUAAUCUGCCUUGUCUCAUUGCGUUCUUGACUGGCACCUCAGGAGCAGUCGCCGCAUCACUGCUGCAUUUUGUCGUGGUGUGGCUUCCAGAGUUCCCCAUAACCAGGUGAUGGCACAAUGCCUUUAGCUUUCCUCUCUCUGAGCUGCCUUGGCAACUGGGAAACUGUCUCUGCCAGGCACCAAUGGGGUCAUGUUUCCCUGACUCGGGGAGAGGACCUAAGAAGUGAUACGUCAGAGAACUAAGAGAGUCAUCCCAAGACUAUGAUCCAGAGCAUAUGUUUCUCCGGCCUGGAAUCACUACCCCCUUUCCUUUCUACUGCUCUCUUACUUUCCUGAACGCACAUCCCUCUUCUGCUUCCCACAUUAUGGUACGACUUCCAGCCCUUAACUAACUCCUAAUUGCUUUUUAACAUCAUAAAUUUCUUCGUUUUCUGUACUUUCAACAUUCUUCUUGGUUCAGACUUGAGCUGCAUCUGCCUGCAGCAUUUGAGCCUGUGCUUCCUUCCUUGGACUGCCUACUACCCUGGCAGCCAUGCGCAUUACGGUCUCAAGCCCUACUUUGUUCUUAUGUCAAUCUGAAAUGCUGGUCCUCUGAGCCACCUUAUAUAUUCUUACAUCCCUUCACAUCACAGGCUCUGUAUGCACAGAUUCAACCGGUCACAGUUCAGCGAUAUUAAUAAGAGAAUCACAUAUGCAUUAUAGACAUUGCUCUUGCCAUCAUCCAACUAUUUUGUAACAUAUAUAUUCUUUUAUUAGACACUACAAGUAAUCUAGGGAUGAUUUAAAGAGUUCAAAGUAUGCAGAUGUGUGUGUUUCGUGCAAACACUGUAUUGCUUAGCAUAAGGGUUAUUGGGCAGAAUAAAUGCAGUAAUUGGUUGCAGUAAUUAACACAGUAUCCCUCAGAGAGUAAAUGCUCAAUAUAUGUUGACUAUUAUUGAUGCAAAGGCCAAUACAUCAGUAAGUCCAAUGUGAUUAUUACCUUCGUUCUGUUGAGAAGAGGGUCUGGGAGCAAAGCCACUUACCCUGGAAGAAUAUUAACAAAUGCCUGAGGAAUGGACAAGCAGAAUAAAGUAGUGCUCUCAAGAGACAGGGAAGAGGAUGACCUCAUCUCAGAAGCAAUACCAUUUCAAGCUGUAGGAGGAACUAUUUUGCACUUAAAAGGUAAUGUGUGUGGACCAUUUCAGCCAUCAGGCAGAUGACUUCAGGUGUGAAGGAGGAGAGAGAGGCCCACAGUUUGGAUAAAGAAAGGCAAAUGGAAUCCCCAAAGAGCUCUACAUAGUCAGAGACUAAUUCUCUAACAAAGAAGAUAAAAGGGAGUAAAACAUAGAAAGGCUUCUAUGUCCUACCCAGAACUUUAUUGUCUUCAAUGACUGAUGGGCUGAUUGCCAAAUAUCACCUAGAAUUCCAGCCCUUGGCCUUCACAUUCAGACUGAUUGUAAUCACCGGCUUUCCUGGUUUAUGUGAUAAGCAUUUUAUCUCCAGCUGAUUCUGCUUUUCUGGAGGACUCUGAUAGUGAGAAAGAGCUUGAAGAUCUUACGGAAAAAAAAAAAAAAAGCUUGACUUAUAAAAAGGUAUGCUGAGGCCUAGGUUUGUUAAUAAGAAGCAAUUGAACUCUGACAAUAAAUCUGAGGUUUGAUCCAAUUUUACGACUAAUUAUUUGUAUUUAAUAAACUAAGCUCUAUAGAUCUCAAGGUCAUUGCCUAUAAAUUAACACAGAUGAUGCUUAUUCAGCCCUUAGCUAAAGCCUGGAAUGUUGCCAAGGCUCAGGAAGUAAAGACGGUGUUUGUCAUUAGCAGAAUGACAAGAAUAAGAGGAGUAGUGCCAUUGGUUGACCACCUUACCCUUAGCUGAGUGCUGCAGUAUCUUGUCACAUUUCUCCACAACGAAAUUCCAAAGCAGAAACUCACCUAUGCAUAUCACCACACACACACACACACCCCAAGACUAAACUGUCAGGGGUAUGGGCACUAGUAGGGGAUUAAGCAGACACUAAUUCACUGAUUUUCUAGAACAAAAAUGUAUCUCUUUUAUUUUAUUGAUUUUUAUCGAGCUCUACAUUUUUCUCUGCUCCCCUCCCUGCCUCUCCCCUGCCCUUCAACCCUCCCCCAAGGUCCCCAUGCUCCCAAUUUACUCAGAAGAUCUUGUCUUUUUCUACUUCCCAUGUAGAUUAGAUCUAUGUAGAUUAGAUCUCUUUAAGACUCUGUCAAGCCUUGAGAGUUUAUGUGGAGCUCACUAAUGGGCCCAACUCAACCAGAGUAACUCUGUUUUGCUCCAGGUAAAUACUCACUGCUUAGAAAAGCUUGAAAAACUUUGCCCACUGACUACAUUUGACUUUUGCAAUGAAAUAGGUUCUGUUGCUUUCAUAUAAAAUGUUUUCCACAACAUAGAAAUCAUUUUAGCAACGUUUAGCUCAUAACUGCUGACACACUGUCAAGAUAAUAACAAGAACCUCUUUGCAUUUUCUGAAUGACACCAAACUGUUUUCUGUUUUCUCUUAUAUGUUGAUCUUAUCCACGAUAACUCUUGAGGAGAUCUUAGAUCGUGUAUUUAUAAACAAAUAAAUAUAGAAAAACCAUUGUAAUACCUUCAGGAACUGAAUAACACACAUACACUCUCUCUCUCUCUCUCUCACUCUCUCUCUCUCUCUCUCUCUCUCACACACACACACACACACACACACACAUCCUUUACAUGAAGCUGAAGCUACUUUAUCUAAAAUUAAAAAAGAAAAGAAUAAACAGACUUCCAAUUUAGAAAUCUGCCAAGAACAACUUGGCCUCUUUUGUGUCAUAUUUCAGGGAUCUUCCUUGUGGAUUUUACCCCCUGCAGAUUUCAGAACUCAAAGCUGAAAGCCUUGAUUAGAAGGUCUAAUUUCAGAAAUAUCAGUUGGACUUCAAGUCACAUAUUUUCUUUGGUUUUGUUAUGCUUGAACGUAGAUUCAAGUUGUAUGAUGGAGAAAAAGAAAACAACCUUGAAGGUUGUUCUCAUCCAGAACUUAUGCAAAGACCACAAAGAUUUGUGUAAAGAAAUUCAUGUUUUAGUGCACAGAAGGAUAUUCUUCAGAAGCAUGUCUCACAAGAUUUUUGUGCACUGAACAUGUAAAGACUGUCUAAAGCUUUCUUAGUUCUAUUUAUUUUUCUGUAGCGUCAAACCUUAGUUUUCUUCCAAAGAAAAUAAUUUUGCUAACACUGAAAA